Messenger RNA from Fopius arisanus, 2032 nucleotides. RefSeq names its product solute carrier family 35 member C2. The record is from RefSeq and is a predicted model, not a curated record. Gene Ontology annotation, molecular function: antiporter activity. The transcript is spliced from 5 exons. Gene Ontology annotation, biological process: UDP-glucose transmembrane transport. Gene Ontology annotation, cellular component: Golgi apparatus; endoplasmic reticulum-Golgi intermediate compartment; cis-Golgi network. The coding region runs from base 392 to 1675 and encodes 427 amino acids. NCBI's taxonomy places the organism in Eukaryota, Metazoa, Arthropoda, Insecta, Hymenoptera, Braconidae.
CAUUCAACGAGUGGUGCAUCCACUGGAACUAUCGAUCGGAGCUGAUCCAAGUGCUAUUGAUCAUUUGUGAUUCAUGAUUGAUAAUGAGAGUAAAUCGCGUGCUACUCCUCAGCCGAUGCCUGUAAAUAAUAUCUCAAGGUUUGAGGGAAUAAAUCGUGCAACUGGUGAUCGGUUGUUCGUUAUUCCUGAGAAAAUAUGUGACGAGUAGUUUGAGGUUAUAUUUACAAUCAGAAUCUCCUAAUUUCCCCAUAAAAUUCACACUAACUAACACUGGGCCCUGGGACAAGUGAAAUAAUAAAGGCCACGGGGCAACGAUGGUGCAGGAGAAAUAUUCCAGAAUGAAGAGAAUGUGAUGAUUUUUGUAAAGAAUCCGAAUAAAUAGAAAUCAAAUAUGCCCAGGUCGGAUAUCAAAUAUGAAAUCGCGAGAAACGAUCCGGAUACGACGGACUAUUAUCUCCAACAUACGGAGGACUUUCAGCCCUCGACGAAGGGAGGAAAAACACUUGGACGAACACUUGCUGUUUCUAUUGUAUUAAUUGCAUUCUACUUCGUUCUAUCCGUAGGACUUACGUUUUUUCAGCAAUGGUUUAAUCACAAAUAUCAUUACCCUCUUUCGACUGUGUUAUGCCACUUGGUAAUCAAGUGGACUCUCUCUGGAGUUAUAAAAAAUUUUUUGAGAUGCAUGAACUCCAGGACGCAUCAACAAAUGCGUCCAACGUGGCCCAGUAUUGUUUCAACAAUUGCUCCACCAGGAAUAGCCAGUGGAUUGGAUAUUGGGUUCUCCAAUUGGGCGAUAUCCAUGAUCACUGUGUCCUUGUACACAAUGACCAAGUCCACAGCGAUUAUAUUCAUCCUUGGAUUCUCUCUGCUCUUUCAUCUGGAGAGAAAGUCCUGGUCACUUGUGGGUGUUGUUGCCAUGAUAUCCACGGGUUUGAUAAUGUUUACGUACAAAUCCACUCAAUUCCAUCUCCUGGGGUUCCUCCUGUGUCUCGCUGCCUCAUUUCUCAGUGGAAUUCGGUGGACCUUGGCACAGGUGAUCAUGCAAAAGUCCAAGCUCGGGCUGAACAAUCCCAUUGACAUGAUCUACUACAUGCAGCCUUGGAUGCUGAUCGCCAUAUUUCCUCUCGUUGUGUGGUUCGAGUGUGGAAAAUUGUAUGUAGAGCUCCAGGAUGUUGACUGGAGUCAGUCUGGAGUUGUGACCUGGACAGUAACGGCUGUGUUGGCUGGUGCCAUACUAGCUUUUUUUAUGGAAAUUGCAGAGUAUAUGGUUGUUACGUAUACAUCUAGUCUCACUCUCUCGAUCUCCAAUAUUGUUAAGGAAUUGUGUACCGUCGUAUUAGCUGUUGAAUUCAAAGGCGACGAAAUGAGCGGCCUGAAUGCAAUAGGUUUGUUGGUGUGCCUCGGUGGCAUAACGCUGCACGUGAUACAAAAAAUAUUACUCCACAAAAAGCAGAUGGGUGAGAAUCUAGAGUUGCAUUCUAACUCAGUCAUAAGUAACAGCUCUACCUUAGAAGAUACGGGUGGAACGAAUGUGCCAUUAUUGACGGAAAAAUCCACAUCGUUAACGAAUCUGUUGAGCUCCAACUUCAGUACUGACGAUGAGGACGAUUUUAAGGAUAAAGACAAUAACAGUGAUGUACUUUUUGACAUAUUGCAACGAAGAGAGCAAUUGUAAAGAUGGUUUCAACAUUCCACUAACAAAUAUUUAUUUUGUUUUGAUUGAAUAAUGUGCAUACGUAUGUAAUUGCUUCUUCUAAUUUACGUACUAUCGUAUUCCGUCGGAAAUGAUCUAUAAAAGCCUUCCAGUUCAUGUUUUAAUGCAAAAAAAAAAUCAUCCAGAGUCAUUAAUUCCUAUUUUCUUCAUUUUUAUUUCUGAUUCACGCACAAUAACAGUCGAUUCUUUCGAAUUAGUCAUCGAAGAAGAUUUUCCAUUUUUUUCGAAACCCCAGUGUCCAUAAUUUUUAUUUAAUUCAUUGGUCAAUGCAUCAUUCCAUGUAAAAUGUGUAAUUAAAUAAACGAAAUACAUCUCUUA